Pelecanus crispus (Dalmatian pelican) is the source of this 1443-nucleotide messenger RNA. The record is from RefSeq and is a predicted model, not a curated record. Lineage: Eukaryota; Metazoa; Chordata; Aves; Pelecaniformes; Pelecanidae.
AUGACGGCAAAGAAGAAUCAGACUCUGCAGAAUGGAAGUGCCAAGGAGAACGUGCUGCAGAGGGUCCUGCACCUGCCGGUGGUGAGCUCGACCUGCGAAAGCCUCCAGCGGACCUACACCAGCACCAAGGAGGCCCACCCGCUCAUGGCCUCGGUGUGCGAGGUCUACGAGCGGGGCGUGCAGGGUGCCAGCGCAUUGGCCGUGUGGAGCAUGGAGCCCGUGGUGCGCAGGCUGGAGCCUCAGUUCGCUGUGGCUAACAACCUGGCUUGCCGGGGCUUGGACCACCUGGAGGAGAAGAUCCCUGCCCUCCAGUACCCCGUUGACAAGCUCGCAUCUGAACUGAAGGACAGCAUCUCCUCCCCACUCCAAAGUGCCAAAAGUACCAUUGGCAACUCCGUGGAUAAGAUCAUGGAACUGGCAGCAGAGGGCUACGAGGCCACAAAGAACACGGUGGAAACAACAGCAAGGUACACGAGGAGGAACUCGGUGAGCCAGAUGGCAGCUGCAGGGGUCGACACGGCCCUGGGAGGGCUGGAGAAGCUGAUGGACUACCUGCUGCCAGAGGAGGAUGAAGAAGCAGAUCAGAAGCCCAAAGAGACGCAUGGGUCAGCAGCAAAGGUCUCCCAGCAGCAGCCCAGCGCUCCCAGUGCUCCCAGCACCCUGGACCGGAUUGGUGCCUUGGUUAGCACUGUCUCCCACCGUGCUUACCAGCAAACCACCCAAAGCCUCCAGCGUGCCAAAGCCAAAGGGCAGGAGCUGGCCACCUGGAUCCCCAUCCUAGGCAGCCUGGCCAAGCCAAGUGCACCUGAGGAGCCACAGGUCCACGGUGAUGGGCAGAGCACCGGCUGGCUGAGCCGGCGGCAGAGCAAGGUGACAGAGCAGAAGCAGGAGAAGGCGGGGAAGAAAGACAACAACCACACCAAGGAGGCAGGGGACGGCCCCGGGCUGGUGGGCAGCGUGGCUCACAACCUGCAAACCGCCUGCGCCUCCGGCAUCUCCAGCGUGAAGAAGGUUCCGGCCGUGGCCUGGGACGCGGCGGAGGGGUUGAUCCUCUUCACCCCCCGCAGGCUGUCCAAGGCCAUGGAGACGGUGGAUGCUCUUGGGGGGACCCUCGUCAGUGCCCCCAAGCAUCUGCUGGGCACCCUGUACAGCUACGUGCCGCUUCGCAGGCAGUCAGUGAAGGAAGAGGAGGCAGCCGGGGGCAGCAAGCCCAGCCCGGAGACAGAGCAGAAGGAGGAGGACGGGCUCGAGGACCCCCUCUUCCUGCGGCACAACCUCUACCGCAGCCCUGCCUUCGAGCCUGAGUGCCCCCUCCCGCGGAAAUCCGCCUUCGCCCCCUACAACAGGCGGGUGAGCGAGGGCUCCUACCGCUUCAGCCCCGAGGCCAUGUACAGCCGGGCUUACUACACCAACCUCUACAGCCCUGCCUUCAAGAAGGACUGA